AUGACUGCCACAUUGAACGGGACGUUCAACUCGGCCCCUGACACACCUUCUCUCGUCUACCCCGAUCGUCUCAUCCGACCGCUCCCUAAACGUACCCUGCGCUCUCGUCUGUCCACUGACGCCGCCGAAGAUAUCCACUAUCCACCAACGCCCCCGGCGUCGCAGAUAUUCUACGGUGUCUCCGGAGACUCGGAGGAGGUGGUGACCCACUCCAAAGCCUACGUGCGGCAGACCAUCGAGACGGAUAGACACGAGCUAACCCCGGAGGCGGACCAAGAGUUCGAGACCGCGGUGGAACUGGAUAGUGGGGAUGAAGACGGACCGGUAGUCGUACGCCGGAGUGCUGGGUUUCGAGGUUCUCUCUCGCCGAGUUCACAACCCCAGGUGUUUGCUGGUAGAGACGGUGCAAAGUCCUCGGCUGGUCCGGACGGGUAUGACGCUUUUGAAAACACAAAUAACAAAAAGAAACGGAAGAUUCCCACGCCCGGGAAUAUGAACGGCCAUCAUUCUGCUCUGUCACCGGAGUUUGCGAGCAUGGGAUUGGCCAACUCGAAUCCUCCAGUCAGCGAUGGCAGUACUGGCACUUAUUAUGGAAGUGGAAACCCUGCUUCACCGUUGGGAAGUGGCAUAUCGGGAUCUGGUAGAGGGCGUUUGGGCCGGAGUACACGCAGUAACAGCGGGAGAAAUCCGUUGUCCGCGAAUGCUCAGAAUGCUUGGAUGAAUACGCGAGCACCAAGUCGGCGAGAUCUGUCGUCUCCAGGACCUGGCGAAUCAUCUGACCAAGGUAUCAUUUCGACUGCGAUUGCAAACGCGGCCACCCUGUCGUCUCCAACCCGAGGUCCCAGCAAUGUGAGCUUGCUUGACCAGGAGAACCACACCACCCCUACCAAGACCCAGUUCACAUUUACCUGCGAGUCCGAUUCCUCAAAAGGAAUGGCAAUGCAGCGUAAUUAUUCUCUUCCUCACCGUUCACCUACUUCUCCACUUGCCCCGACUUCUUCCAACCCUCAUGGUUACUCCACAGGAACACAGACGAGCCCAAACAUGUCUCAGAUGCAUGGGCAGACCUCACCGAGUACUCAGCCCCCACCUGCAGGAGAACAGGGCUCUGUUGGUCGCAAGAAGAAGCGAUCCCCAGGCAGUAUUUAUGCUUUGGCAGCGCGUCAACGCAAAAUCCAACAGCAAUACACAAACAUUCACCACCCCCCAGCACUGGAAGACAUCUGGAUCUGCGAGUUUUGUGAAUACGAGAGUAUCUUCGGCCACCCGCCGGAAGCUCUCAUUCGCCAGUAUGAGAUCAAAGAUCGGAAGGAGCGCAAGCGUCUAGCCGAGAAAAAGCGUCUUCUCGAAAAGGCCAAGAUGAAGGGCCGCAAGACCAAGAAGGCGCCCAAAAACGCGAAGAAUGCGUCACAGCACUCCUAUCAACAAGGUUAUGAUCGAGCCUCGGUCGAUCACUCCUCCGCGGCCGGUUCAGGCCUCCAUGACGACGAAUACAGCCACGAGUACGACGACGAUGAGCUGGGAUCCAUCCCCGGCCCGGACGCUGCAUCCCCGUCUGAGCUUAAACCCCCACUCCCUCCCCCGGCCAAUAUUGCCAGACCGGUACCGGCAGGAGAUGCGACAGAAGCUGGGACGAGUCGGCCGGCCUGA
Messenger RNA from Penicillium maclennaniae, 1650 nucleotides. RefSeq lists its product as uncharacterized. The record is from RefSeq and is a predicted model, not a curated record. The transcript has 3 exons. The coding region runs from base 1 to 1650 and encodes 549 amino acids. Lineage: Eukaryota; Fungi; Ascomycota; Eurotiomycetes; Eurotiales; Aspergillaceae.